Octopus sinensis (East Asian common octopus) is the source of this 1302-nucleotide messenger RNA. Its product is annotated as inosine-uridine preferring nucleoside hydrolase. NCBI's taxonomy places the organism in Eukaryota, Metazoa, Mollusca, Cephalopoda, Octopoda, Octopodidae. The record is from RefSeq and is a predicted model, not a curated record. Gene Ontology annotation, molecular function: hydrolase activity, hydrolyzing N-glycosyl compounds. The coding region runs from base 277 to 1212 and encodes 311 amino acids. The transcript has 7 exons.
UGUUUGGGCGUCAUUUAGCGUUCUUUUGUUUUCUAAGUGAAUCGUGAAUGUUAUAAGUGUCUUGUAACUCCUAGAAUUUUUUAUCUUAUGUGUGAUAUUUGGUCGUGUUCACUGUUCUUUGGUGUUGCCGAGAAGGGAGACAGAGAAUUUGUUGCAAUAUUUUUGCAAACAAGAUUUUGAUACUUCGACAAGUAAACGGGCGCAGAAUUUCGCCUGUUGCUGCCGCUCCAUACAUUGAACAAAUACUUCCGUUAAGUUUUUCCAGUGUCUUCUAAAAUGAGUUCCAAAAAAAUUAUGAUCAAUGCUGACCCAGGUAUCGACGAUGCUCAGGCUAUCUUCAUGGCUGUAGCACGACCCGAUAUUGAAAUUAUUUCGCUUCAUAUUCACCAUGGCAAUACAACUCGACCUAAUGCAAUGAAGAAUGCUUUGAGGAUACUUCAGGCGUGUAACAGCCUAAAACUCCCAGUUUUUCAAGGAAGUGAUCAUGCUUUGAUGACUCAACUGGUGAAAGGAGACGACUAUUUUGGUACUGAUGGUUUUGGGAAUGCUCCUGAUCCGAAUGUGCCCUCUUUGGAACUUGUUCAAAAGGAACAUUCAGUCUGGACAAUGAUUGAAAAUGUCAAAAAAUAUCCUGGACAAAUAACGCUCGUUGCUAUGGGCCCGUUAACCGACCUAGCCCUUGCACAUCGUCUUUACCCGCUGUUUAGCCAGCAAUUGAAGUCUUGCUAUAUAAUGGGCGGAAAUUACCAAGCCAAAGGAAACAUUACCAGGACAGCUGAAUUCAACGCUUAUCUCGAUCCUGAAGCAUCUAAGAUUGUUUUGACAGAGUUUCAGUGUGAAAUCAGUUUAUUUCCAUGGGAACUGUGUGUUGACAGUGGAAUGCCUUGGGAUUUCUAUGACAAGUUGCGUAACAAAUCAGGCAAAGAGGCCGAAUUAAUGAGGGUUAUAGAAAAGAAUCUGACAUCAAAAUGGAAAAAGAAACCAUCUUACGUAAUCUGCGAUGAACUUGCUAUGGCAGGAGCUAUCGAGGAAUCAACAGUGAAAGAAUUUAAACAUGUCUCCCUAGAUGUUGAACUGACGGGCCAAUUUACAAGGGGACAAUUUGUCAUCGACUGGGAUAACAGGUGUAAAGAUGCUGUUAAAAUUCGAUUGGUUACGAAGAUGAAUAUGGAUCGAGUAAUGGAGAUGCUCUUGGAUACCUAUGGAAAUUAAAGAGAAAUUCUGAGAGAAUCUCAAGAAAAUUAACUAGGUUUUUAAAACUUGAAAUGUUUUGCAAAUAUUAAUAAAAUGAAUUUAAAUGGU